UUACAAUUACUGAAUGACAAAUGAAGAAAAUAAUUUAAAAAUAAUAUGAAUUUUCCUGAAUUAUUGAAUUAAGCAUUAUUUGAGCUUUUUAAAGCUGCAAUAUUUUACAUGGAAUACUAGAACAAGUUUGGAUAGUGAGGAAACAUUCCUAUUGCAUUGAAAUAGUCAAAAUGGAGAGAAAAGAAGCUCAAUUUUACGGCAAACUCUUGUCGUCUUAUAACCAUGUCUUGAUGUAUGAAGACACAAAGCUGCAAGAUUUGUAUCUUUCCCAUAUUCCUGUUGUGGAAUUACAGGGAAGAGCGGAGGAAAUUAAAAAGGAGAAAUUUGAAAAUGAAGGCAAAACGAUGUCGUUAGAAGAUUGCCUUUUAUUGGCCCUUUUAAAAUGGUUUAAAUCUGACUUUUUUCAUGGCUUCACAAGGUCAUUGAAAUGUGAUGAUUGUCAGAUGCAAGGCACUGCAAUAGGAGGGGGUGUUGCUACAGCCGAAGAACAGAGAUGGGGAGCGGGUCGUGUUGAACUCUAUCAAUGUCCAAAAUGCAAAAAAAUCAUGAGAUUUCCACGAUAUAACCAUCCACAGAAAUUGCUGGAGACAAGAAUUGGUCGAUGUGGUGAAUGGGCAAAUGCCUUUACAAUGUGUUGUAUUGCAUUGGGCUUUAAAACUCGGUAUGUUUUGGAUUGGACUGAUCACGUAUGGACUGAGGUGUUCUCUGAUGCACAGCAAAAAUGGUUGCACUGUGAUCCAUGUGAAGGCAUUUGCGAUCGCCCGCUGCUUUACGAAGCUGGCUGGAACAAGAAGCUGACUUAUAUCAUUGCUUUUGCAAAAAACCAGAUAAUGGAUGUGACGUGGCGAUAUUCAAAUAAACACGAGGAAGUCAGAAAACGUCGAAAUGAAUGCCGAGAGACCUGGCUUGUAUUAACAAUCAGCACGUUUAACAAAAAUUUCUUAGACCCGUUACCCAAAGAACAGAAACAAAAGGCUGAGAUACAAAACAUGAAGGAACUAGUGAGUUUUCUAAGUGUUAAAAAAGAGAUUUCAGAUGAGGAGAGACAGGGGCGCACCUCCGGGAGUGUUGAAUGGCGCAGGGCAAGGGGAGAACUAGGGGAAUCCUCUAAGGAGGCCAUAACUGGUUUUGUUUUCAAACCAAAUGAAAAAGACGUUCAGGCUGGAAGCAUGCGAGUGCGUUAUUCCACUGCGACAGAUAUGUAUUACCGUGGACUGGAGGAUGACGUCAUCCCAGGAAACGAUGACGUCAAGGGCUGGCAAAAUGGUGUCAACUCCAUGACGUCCGUAUUUCGAAAAGAAGAACAUGAUUGGAAGAUGAGCUAUCUUGCUCGGAAGGAAGGCACCGAAUCAGGCAAGAUAACGUGGAUUUUCGACGUGAGCGAGUGCGGGUGUGAAAUAGAUGAAGUGUCCGUGAGGGCGUUAUUUACAACUUUUGAAGAUGGCGAGGCCAAGAUGGAGUUGAAAGAAGAUAAAGAUGGGGGAAUUAUCAAGAUCUUAGAUGGAAUCUCUGACACCACAUUCAAACCAAGUGGUCACCCAGUGAUAAUAAAGCUUACGGCAUCUUUAGGAUGCAAGAAAAAUGACAAGGAUAAUUGCUGGCAACAUUCACAGAUCUUCCGGCAACCUCUAGACAACCAAAAUUACUACCCACUGGAUAUCACAGUGAAAUUGAAGCCAAAGAAAUAAAGAAAAUUGACUAACAGGUACGUUCAAGUGAUCCAAUACAUAUGCAGUAUUCGGGACAGAAUGGUUGGAUUAACUAAAAAAUCUUUAGGCCUGAAUAAAAAUUUAAACCUAAAAACAUUAUAGUUAGCACCAAAUAUGUAAUAUUUGGCAUUUUUUAAUAAUUCAAGUGGCUAUCAAUA
Dendronephthya gigantea is the source of this 1867-nucleotide messenger RNA. Its product is annotated as peptide-N(4)-(N-acetyl-beta-glucosaminyl)asparagine amidase-like. The record is from RefSeq and is a predicted model, not a curated record. The transcript is spliced from 9 exons. Gene Ontology annotation, cellular component: cytosol; cytoplasm; nucleus. Gene Ontology annotation, biological process: protein deglycosylation; glycoprotein catabolic process; protein quality control for misfolded or incompletely synthesized proteins. The coding region runs from base 171 to 1688 and encodes 505 amino acids. Gene Ontology annotation, molecular function: peptide-N4-(N-acetyl-beta-glucosaminyl)asparagine amidase activity. Lineage: Eukaryota; Metazoa; Cnidaria; Anthozoa; Malacalcyonacea; Nephtheidae.